GUAAAAACGAAGGAAAGUGAGAGUGUGGAAUGCGUAGGGUUUAACAUCGUGUUCCAAAACUCUUUGCCGUGGUUCUUCUCUUCAAAAAUUCACUCUAAUUCUGCGUUUCCUCCAUAGUUUAGAUGUUAAGAUGAAGGAGUUAUCUCAGAACCAAACUAUCGCUGUCCAUGGUAUAGCUGGUGCUGGGUCAGUGGCUUUUGCCACUGCCUUCACUUAUCCACUCGACACUAUGAAAGUUCUUAUUCAGGUUGGUUCCAGUACUGGUAAACAAUUGGACGCUGCUCAGGCUUUGUCGAGAGUAGUCUUUCUGUCGGGUAAUGCAGGUUUGUACAGUGGUUUUGGCUGGUUGGCAGUUGGAAGGAUUUUUGGUCUGGGAGCACGAUUUGGGGUUUAUGAAAUUCUGACUGCCUUUUAUAAAGAUGGUCGGGAAGAUAAUUAUUUGUUUCCUUCCGAGGCACUUUUGGCUGGCAUGGCAUCUGGUGCCAUUGAGACUGUCAUAAGCUCUCCAUUUGAACUCAUCAAGCUUCGCAAGCAGGUUACCUCUGCUUCAUAUGUUCCGAGCCCCAACUUUGCUCUGGAAAAUGGGGCUCGGAAACCUUUAAUUGCAAGGUUACUUAAUGGUUGUUAUCCAGACAAAAGGUCCUUGGACCUGUAUACUCGUCUUAUCUCCACCUUAACAACAAAAAAUACGAACAUGACUAGUGCUUUACUAGAGUAUCCAUGGACAAUGUCAGGAUCUGGGAAGCCACCAGCAGUUUCCAGUGUCACGAGACCAUCUGACAUUAUAUCUUUGGAAGGCUGGAGCACUUUAUGGAGAGGUCUUCGUUCUGGAAUUGCACGAGAUUCUGUAUUUGGGGGCGUAUUUUUUUCAACCUGGCAAUUGCUUCACCAAGCUAUGGUAGAUUGGAAGGCUGUAGGAAUGAAUCCUCCACCCAGGUUUAAUGAAGACAUUGGUCCAUUGUCUCCUUUUACUGUUAGUCUUACUGCUGGAUUCUCAGCUUCAGUUGCUGCUGCUGCUUCUCAUGGUUUUGAUACUUCAAGAAGUAGAUCACAAUGUAAUGUUCUUCCAAAGUACAUCUCAAUGGAGAGAAAGAUUUUGAAAUGGAAGCGACCAGGAAACAAGUUUGAAAGAAUUACUGGGAUCCAUCCUUCAGACAGGAAUGUCUUGUUCCACGGUAUUGGUUGGCGGAUGGCUCGCGCUGGGUUGGCGUCAUCCAUGAUUGUAGGAAGCUAUUUAUUUGUUGCUGAUCAGCUUACUUCUAUUUUGACUUGAUUGCCAAAUAUUGAUACCCCUUGUUGGUUAAUAUGUAAUGUCUACUAUUUUUUCUCCUGGAAAAGUGACAUGAUUUGGGAUUGUGCUCUGUACUAGUUAGUAAAUGAAAAUAGAAAGGAAACAGUACUUGAUGCUACCACAGUUGAAUUGGAUACUGGUGGGAACCAGUACACGGAUUCUAGUCCAGAUAGAAAGCGAGAAGACUACAUUUAUUCAAUUCAUACAAAAGAUCCUUGAUGUGAGGAUUCACAAUGGGAAUUUGUACCUUCCAAUGACUGGUAACUUAAUAAGAUUAUACAUUUUCUGGAUGUUUA
Messenger RNA from Vigna unguiculata (cowpea), 1587 nucleotides. Its product is annotated as Mitochondrial substrate carrier family protein. Gene Ontology annotation, biological process: transport. The record is from RefSeq and is a predicted model, not a curated record. Gene Ontology annotation, molecular function: transmembrane transporter activity. Lineage: Eukaryota; Viridiplantae; Streptophyta; Magnoliopsida; Fabales; Fabaceae.